Chironomus riparius is the source of this 357-nucleotide messenger RNA. Lineage: Eukaryota; Metazoa; Arthropoda; Insecta; Diptera; Chironomidae. The record is from the annotation of a GenBank genome assembly.
UGAGACGAAAAUCAUCCUCAGAAAAACAACAAUAGUUUAUAAACUAUAUAAAGUGGAAAACGAGGAAUCAAAAAAAUUAGAAUAGCUUAAUCGCAUAAAUAAGAUGUCAGAGAACACAAGUGGAAAGGAAUCGGUGACAAAAACCUCAAUGGUUUAUGUCUGUUCAGAAUGUCACAAUGAGAACGAGAUGAAGCCAAGAGAUCCAAUUCGUUGCAGAGAAUGUGGACAUCGAAUUAUGUACAAGAAACGCACAAAACGUUUGGUAGUCUUUGAUGCUCGAUGAAUCACAACUAAGGAAAAUUAAUUAAUUUAAGUCACUCAAAGAUAAUCAAUAAAGAUAGAUUAAUUAUUUUGCUU